AUGGAGCAUCGAAACACAGCAGCCCCUGACAAAGCACCAGGAUCCAAGAUGGCAUGUGCCCAUAACGGCGCCUGUGCAGAGGGAUUCUCCUGUGACCAGCACUUCGGGCUGUGUGUGCCCCUCAGGCAGCUUGGCCAGUACUGCCGGCAGGACGCCCAGUGUAUACACGGCCUCAGCUGCAUGUUUGGGAAGUGUCACCACAGGGCCCCCCAGGGACAGGAAGGUGCCAGGUGCAGGGCAGAGAGGGACUGCAACCUCUCCAUGUGCUGUGCGCGUCACCAUGGCGAGCAUGUCUGCAAGCGUCGCCUGGCAGAGGGAGAGCUCUGCUUCGUCCCCGAUGGGGGCCUGGCCUUCAGCAUCAACGAGAUCUGCCCCUGUGAAGAGGGACUGCUGUGCCGCAGUGAUGCCAGCCAACAGCACAGACAGUGA
This is a messenger RNA of Brienomyrus brachyistius, 429 nucleotides long. RefSeq names its product dickkopf-related protein 3-like. The transcript is spliced from 3 exons. The record is from RefSeq and is a predicted model, not a curated record. The coding region runs from base 1 to 429 and encodes 142 amino acids. Gene Ontology annotation, cellular component: extracellular region. Gene Ontology annotation, biological process: multicellular organism development; negative regulation of canonical Wnt signaling pathway. Lineage: Eukaryota; Metazoa; Chordata; Actinopteri; Osteoglossiformes; Mormyridae. Gene Ontology annotation, molecular function: receptor antagonist activity; co-receptor binding.